Molecule: messenger RNA, 425 nt
Organism: Dipodomys ordii (Ord's kangaroo rat)
Lineage: Eukaryota; Metazoa; Chordata; Mammalia; Rodentia; Heteromyidae
Gene: Pomp
Product: proteasome maturation protein
Exons: 6
Coding region: 1-333 (110 amino acids)
Biological process (GO): proteasome assembly
Cellular component (GO): nucleus; cytoplasm
Source: RefSeq, a predicted model, not a curated record
AUGUUAUACUAUACAACAUGUGGCUUAGGCAAACAUAUCAAGUCAUCCUCUGAAUUUCAGAAAAAAAAGUUCCAGCUCAACCAAGAUAAAAUGAACUUUGCCACACUGAGGAAUAUCCAGGGUCUAUAUGCUCCACUGAAAUUACAAAUGGAAUUCAAAGCAGUGCAGCAGGUUCAGCGUCUUCCAUUUCUUCAAAGUUCCAACCUUUCACUGGAUAUUUUGAAGGGUAAUGAUGAGACUAUUGGAUUUGAAGAUAUUCUUAAUGAUCCAUCACAAAGUGAGCUAAUGGGUGAGCCCCACUUGAUGGUGGAAUAUAAACUCGGUUUACUGUAAUGCACUGUGCUGUUCACAGCUGAGGGGCUAUGUUUUGUUAGAGUUGUCUAUUGUAAUUUGAUGUAUACAACAUUAAAAGUACUCAUACAUGA